AUGGCCGAUGGUGCCGCUCGGGGAAGGCGUGCGCUGGCGCAGGAGGGGCCGCGCGCCAAGCAGUCCUACUUCUCCGACUCCGACUCCAGCGCCGAGGGCGCAGCGGUCGGAGCCGCCCCGAAGGAGGAGCCGGUGCAGGCGGCGAGCGGCCCCGGGCGCCGCAGCGCGGAGCUGGAGGAGGAGGAGAGGCGGCGGCAGACCGAGGGCCUGCGGCGCCGCAACGCGGAGCUGGAGGAGGAGAGCCGGCGGCUGCAAGCGCGCUGCGGGGAGCUGGAGGGGCGCUGCGGGGAUCUGCAGGGGCGCUGCUCGGAGCUCGACCAGGCGCUGCAGAGGCGCGGGCAGGAGCUCGAGGCGCGCGCCGCCGAGCUCGAGGCCCUGCGUGAGGACAGCGCGGCGCUCCAGGCCGCCCUGCCCCCGGCGGGGGGCCAAUAUCUAGCUGGACCACAUUUCUCCACAGAGUUCUACUCUACAGUCCUUGGCCUCGUGUCGCCUGUGAUGUGCUUGCUGGGUAUAGCGGCAUUUAGCUCCUUUGUGAAGGACAGGAGCUACCAGUUCGUGUAUAUGAUCACAUCUGGGCUGGCAAUAUUUCUCUCUAUGCUUGAUGUGGUCUUGUUUUCUAGAGCCAAUCUCUGGUUUGGCAUUCCGGAUGUCCUCUUCGUGAUGGGUAGUGCCGCAUCGUUGUCUGUCAUCUACCAGAUGCAAUCCAUUCCCGGCGUGAUGCUGAUGUCACGGGUGUGUCCAAAAAAUAUGCAGUCGACAGUGGUCGCUUUGCUCGUGAGUUGCUACAGCGUGGGAAUGCAACUUGCGGGUUGUAUCGACGCCCAGGUUCUUGAUUGGUUUAACGUCAGGAGCCACAAUCAGAGCGUCGCAACGCGGCUGCAGUGCCGGCGCGAUCUCCACGGCGUCCAGCGCGUGUUCCAGUUGAGCAGUGCUCUGAGCAUGUCUCGGCAGAAAGCCCUUCACGACAUGAUAGAAGGCGUCGGCGGCACCUGCGAGGCAAGGCGCUGGGAGCUCUGCAAGAUAAUUACUUUCAACUGCCUCCAAGAAGAUAUCCCAAUGAAAUGCCCAAUGGAGGUCUUCAGGUUCGUGGGGCUGGUCUGCAGUGGCGCGCGCAGCAGCUUCGGCGCCAACGCGGAUGGCUGGACCACCAAAGGGUGUGCUUACUUGAGCGCCGCCGAGGACACCAGCUUCUCGGAGGGGCUUGUCAUUCAUGCUAUGGGUCGAUGGCUUCUGGAUGGGGUGUUCAAGAUAGGCCUCGUCAUUUAUCCGUUCGUGUUUGGCUUUGACGUGGACGUGAUGUUGUUCCUUCUUCUCCUGCUGUUCGUGGUCUCCCUCAUAAUCUACGUGGAGCUGGCGCUGUUCACGCCCGGAAUCUGGCUGCAGGUGCACGGCUUCCAGAAGUCCCCGAUCUACAAGGAGGUCGCCGAGGUGCUGCCGCAGGGCGCCGAUGGGGUCAUCGCCGACGAGCACAUCGUCGACGGAGCAGCUGAGUUCGGCGGGUUCUUUCUCACCGCCCACGAGUGGGCCUGCGGGAAACAGCAGCACACCAACGGGCACCAGCAGAGCAUCGGGCACCAGCAGGCCUUCUUCAACCGCACUGGCGCCCACGGCGCCUCCCAGCACAACCACUUCCUCAUCCUGGAGGGCGCCCACCUGAACGGCGAGUUCAUCAUCGCCGUCGCCCCCUCGGGUGGUGAGCGUGCCGCCUUCCUUAGGUGGAGGAGGCUGGCGGCCACCGAGGGGGGCAAGAUCAUCGUGUUCGGCUCCCACAGGGAGUACCUCUUCUGA
Molecule: messenger RNA, 1788 nt
Organism: Prorocentrum cordatum
Lineage: Eukaryota; Dinophyceae; Prorocentrales; Prorocentraceae
Source: the annotation of a GenBank genome assembly